UUUUCGUAAUAGGACAAGGUUAGAGCGUAGUUCCUGUGCAACAUCCUUUUCAAAGGACUGCUUUGAAAAGCUUUUCGCAGCCUUUACAAACACACAUUUCACUCAUCUCUGAACAAUACUUGAUGCUAGUUUGAAUUGAGUCCUUUGCUUACUUAUCAUCAUGAUGCGUUAUUGGGGAGAGAUCCCUGGACCCGCGGGUGCACCUCCCAGCCGCAGCUCCUUUGACUUGCUCCAGCGUGAAUUUCGCUCAGUGGAGAUGCAAGAUCCUCCACUGCACCAGCCGUCAGCGCAGCGCCCACGUCCCACCACGAUGCUGGACAUCCCGUCAGAGCCCUGCAGCCUCACCAUCCACACGGUGCAGCUGUGUCAGCAUGCCAGACGUCUCCGUGGCCUCCUGGUAACAGCACAGGCUCAGGGUCAGAACUCGGCAUCCUCAGAGGGCGGCAACAAGAUGGAAGAGACUGAUGUCAACCUUCCUCAACGUCCUCCAACCCCACCUAUCAUGCCAGAUGAUCUGCUGCCUGUGGACAGCAAAGCCCCACGGCAACCCUUCCAGCUCCUUCACAGUGAUCCUGAAAGUGACUUUUAUAAGGGUAAAGGUGAACCAGUCACAGAGCUGAGUGGGCCUUCUUGCAGGCAGCUCCUCUACCAGUCAGUGGCCACUGUCCUGGCCCACGCUGGCUUUGAAUCUGCUCAGGAGAGUGUGCUGGAAACUCUGACUGACCUGGUCCAUGAGCAUUACCUGCGCCUCACACGCCUGCUGCGUGUGGCAGUCGACCGGGAGGCACGGCUAGGAGCGAGUCCCUUCCCAGACGUGGUGGAACAAGUGUUCCAUGAGGUGGGCAUCGGCAGCGUGCUGGCCCUGCAGCGCUUCUGGCAAGUUAGGAUCAAAGAUUAUCACAGCUACAUGCUGCAGGUCAGUAAGGACCUGUCGGACGAGUAUGAGCGGCUUGUGAACCCAGAGAAGGCUCUGGAGGACUCCAAACCCCCAAGGAUUAAGGAAGAGCCCAUGAGUGACAUCUCCUUCCCUGUCAGCGAGGAGCCUGAGGCUGACCUGGCCUCUGGGGACCAGGCUCUUCCCAUGGGGGUCCUCGGGGCCCACGGUGAAAGGCUGGCUGCAGGCCUGGACGGUGAUCAUUCUCCUCACAACUCAGGUGGAGGCGGGGCCAACCACUCCCCUCUGUGGCCACAGGUCAAAAUGGAGCCGCAAGAUGGCGAGGAGGGCCAGGGCUCAGGACAUCAUCAUCACCACCAUCACCUGGGUGGGGAUGUGUUCGAGGAGGGGGGACCCAUGUCCACCAUGAGCGAAUCCGGAGGAGCCAUGGCACCCUCGCCUGGAGGAGCAGCGUCCGAUGGCAGCUAUGCCUCGCAUUCACCGGACUCCCUGAUGAGCUCAUCACCCGUUUUCAACCAGAGACCCAAGAAACGGCCGAAGAAGAUGUGAAAGGAGAAGCAGCUCCUGGAGAUGGAGGAAGAACAGUGGACUCUUUACCUCCACAGCUAGUUUCAUGGACGCAGCAGCUGCACAGUUUUAAACUCGGCCUGUUAAACUCCUCUCCACCUGCUGAAAUCAUAGCGACUGCAUGUCAUGAGUGAACUUAAAGGAGGGGGAAUAUAUUUUGUAGUUUUUCACGUUUGUCUUUUAUGAGUGUAGUUUAUCUCAAAUGGCUGAAUAUUUUUCCAUUAACUAUCAAUGAAGUUUACUGGUAAAAAAAAAAAAAAAAUAAAAAAUCUUUUCAGUUAUUUUUGCUUUUCACUUUAACUGUAAAAAGAAAAAAAAACAUUUAAGGAGUAUCUUUCUGUAAAUGAAUGAGAACACAGGAAACAGCUCAGGUCUAAAAGCAAACCGUUUUGUUAAACAUCUUAAUAAUUCAGCAGUGGUUUGUUUUCUCAAGCUAUUAACUCACUCUGUCCUCGCAUAGCAAUUACUGUCUGUGCCAUUCAGUAUGAUUAAAAGAGGCCUCACCAAACAGGAGAAUAUUUGGACAUGUUUUUCCUCAUGAAUUCAUUAUGCUGUAUUUUUAACACUCGCCUCCUUGUUUACCUUCCGCGGUAGACUUUUCAUGUAACCAAACAAAGCAGUACACACACACACACACACACACACACACACACACACACUGUUCCCACACCUGUCAACCUGAAGCUGCUCCGCCAAAUUAGCAUCUGUGUCAGUAAUGAGGCAAAUCUCUGAAUGCAACACCAGAAGCAAUUAUGGUUUGAUCCUCUGCAUCACAACACUAACAUCAAUCCAGCCUUAAUGGCAAAUUAAUUACAUCAUACAUAACUGUUCAUGCUGAAUGUGCAGGUCUGAUGAUGAUUUUUGCUUUGUGUUUGUCCUCUGUCAUUUUCACAACCAGUCAGGUAAUUUUCUUCCCAAGGGAGGGGCUGAUGGGGUCAUAUGUGUUGAUAUUCAAUUAGCUGCAACAUUAACUUGAUUCAUGUUUUUAUUUGUGGCAAACUACUGCAGCAGCUGGACAACAAAAUCAGUGUUCCAGACAUGGGCUUCCCUCCACGUUAGUGACGGUAGGUAGCGUCUCCUACCCCUAAUGUGAGUUCAUUUCCGCCCUGUUGUUCUGUUUUAUUUUGUGGUGACUGCAGAAAACUUAACACUGUCUGUCUUUGAGGAACCAAAAAUGGUCUUAUUUAACCCAUUUAAAGGUACACGUCGUUGAGAUAUAUAGCAGGGUUUCCACGGACCCUUAAAAAGUCUUAAAAGGCAUUAUUCAUAAAUCUAAAAACAAGGCCUUAAUUAGAAAUAAAAUGUC
Molecule: messenger RNA, 2768 nt
Organism: Solea solea (common sole)
Lineage: Eukaryota; Metazoa; Chordata; Actinopteri; Pleuronectiformes; Soleidae
Gene: supt7l
Product: SPT7 like, STAGA complex subunit gamma
Exons: 5
Coding region: 161-1444 (427 amino acids)
Cellular component (GO): SAGA complex
Molecular function (GO): transcription coactivator activity; protein heterodimerization activity
Source: RefSeq, a predicted model, not a curated record